Messenger RNA from Cyclopterus lumpus (lumpfish), 2298 nucleotides. It is a transcript of the gene nherf1a, whose product is annotated as SLC9A3 regulator 1a. The transcript is spliced from 6 exons. The coding region runs from base 280 to 1368 and encodes 362 amino acids. Lineage: Eukaryota; Metazoa; Chordata; Actinopteri; Perciformes; Cyclopteridae. Gene Ontology annotation, cellular component: apical plasma membrane. The record is from RefSeq and is a predicted model, not a curated record. Gene Ontology annotation, biological process: protein localization to plasma membrane. Gene Ontology annotation, molecular function: signaling receptor binding; protein-membrane adaptor activity.
UUGACACUGGCACCUCCGCCGAGCACGAGACGGUGUCUGAUUGGAAGGUGGGGAGAAAAAGUAAGAUUGCAACAUCGCAGUUCAGAGGGGAGGUUCCGUUAACCGGGCGUCGUGAAAGCGAAGCGGAAAGUUUACUGCGACUCAGUUCAGCGGAAGUGAAGCGAAACAGGUGUCAUCUUUUCUGUAUGGUUGUUGUGCGACUCCCUGUUUGACGGCUCUCAAGUGGUUUCGCGUAGCGCCGAGAAAAAAAGUUUUCGUCCGUUAGAAAAAAGCAACAACAUGUCAAACCUUCGACCCAAGCUGUGCCUGCUGGAAAAGGGACCCAGCGGCUACGGGUUCCACCUGCACGGAGAGAAGGGCAAGACCGGGCAGUUCAUCCGGCUCGUGGAGUCGGACACUCCCGCCUCCGAAGCCGAGCUUCUCGCGGGCGACCGCCUGGCGUUUGUGAACGGGGAGAGCGUGGAGGGCGAGAGCCACCAGCAAGUGGUGGCCCGGAUACGGGCCACUGCCGGGGCUCUGGAGCUUAUCGUCGUCGACCCCGAAACUGCGGCGCUGCUGGAGAAACACAACCUGAAGUGCCGCCGGGAAUUCGUCACCGAGGGGAUUCCCCUGCCCGGCGCGGGGGACGGCGACUCCGAGCGCGUGGACGCGCACAGCAACGGCUCCUCGAGGAAUUCCACGCCCGCCCCGCGUGAGAACCGGGACGCUGCCUCGCAGAGGUCGGAGAGGCUGAGUGUCGCCUCCAGCACCAAGGAGGAGCUCGGCGGGCCGCGACCUCGUCUCUGCCACAUGAAGAAGGGAGCCGGCGGCUACGGCUUCAACCUGCACAGUGAGAAGUCCAAGCCGGGCCAGUUCAUCAGGGCCGUGGACGCCGACUCUCCGGCACAGUGGGCGGGCGUGAAGAUACGGGACAAGCUGGUCCAGGUCAAUGGCAUGUCUGUGGUCGGCAUGCAGCACUCAGAGGUGGUCGCGGCCAUCAAGAUGGGAGGAGAGGAGACCACGCUGCUGCUGGUGGACGCCGAGGCCGAGGAGUUCUUUAAGAGAUGCAAUGUUGUGCCCACCGAGGAACACGUCACCGGACUUCUUCCUGAGCCAGCGUCAGAGAGAGCAUCAGAGGAGGAGGCAGCGGAGGUGAAGCCUAAAGUGUCGGUGAGCUCGUCGGCCUCCAGCGCCUCCUCCAGCUCCUCCCUGCCAGCAGCGACCAGCAGCGCCCCUCCUGCAGAGGUAGAUGCGGCCCCCGCAGCUGGAGGCCUGGCUCUGGGCAUGUCCCUGGCCCAGGCCAGAGACAAAGCCCGUCAGAAACGAGCCGCCAAAAAAGCCCCGACAAUGGACUGGAGCAAGAGGAACGAACUGUUUGGCAACUUAUAAUCAUCAUCAUCAUCGCCAUCAACAACUUGUAAUCAUCAUCAUCAUCAUCAUCACCACAUCCAUCUCCUUCUGACUGUCCUGUAGUGCCCGGUGUCUGGUCUCUGAAUCUGGCUUCCACAUGACACCCAAUGUUCAUUUUGAAAAUUUUAAUGUUCUUCAGUAUUAUACCAUAAUCUUAUUUGUUUUAAUUUAGUUUUGCCACUUGACAUGUUUCUAAUAACGGUCGUCGUCACACACAGGAAUGAAUGUUAAUAUAUAUUAAGGAGAAUGUGUAAAAGAACAAUGGCAAUGUACAGUUUCUAGUAUGAAACGGACCAAGUAGAGAAUAAUGGGGCAUAGGAGGAAAAUGUUAUUGGCAGAUCUUAAAAUGAGAUUUUCUUUCAAUCUACAGUUUUAGACAAAAUUCUGAUUUUGACGUCUGCAAUCAGCAGCUAAAAUGAAAGCGUGUCCAUUUUCUGUCGUCAGUAUCUGUGAACGAUGGAGGCUGAUAACUUAUGGCCAACAUAAGCAUUCCAUGGCGAUGUUGACAGUGUUUUAAUCUUCAGUAUGAAGCCGGCUGUAGUCUGAGUGGUGAAAGCUCUGGUAACCAUGGAAACGGUCGGUCAUGUCUGUCUGCUUGUCUUUCCCUUCUGGGUUUUUGGCAUCCUAUAGGAUUCAACAGAAUAACUUCAUAUUUUUUCACUUUGCUCUUAAUAGACAAUUGUACAUAUUUGAUUAAAUGAUUGAAGAAGAUAUUUUAUUUUGACUGAUUUGAGAGAAAUUAAGCUCCUCAGUAAAUUGUUUUGAUUUUGCUGAAAUGUGCAUGAAUUAAUAGCUGCAUCAGUUGGUCUGAGUAUCCAAUACAAGACUUUUACCAAGUGAAAAUAUUAAGUGUACUGAUGCUGGCUCUGUUUUGGAAUGCACUCACAAAUAAAACAUGUUGACAUACUA